CGACCGCGUGCGUGUGUUCUCUAACUCAAUGAUGUGCUUACAAAAGAUUCUAAAUCAUAAACAAAAUAGUGUUGGUGACCGCUAAAUUCAUGAUCUUCAACCUAAAAUGUGACCUUAUGCACAUUUUCAGUUAUUCUUUACCGAAUUACAGUUAUUUACCAAUGAUAUUAUUUUACUUUACACUAGUGCAAUGCGAGAUGCAUUUUUAGAAUAGUGAAACCGAAAAUCUGUGCUGUGAAAAGUUAUGUUGUGUGCAAUUACGGUUGUCCUAUUUCGGUUGUUAUCGAUUUUUCACCGUCACUAUACGGAAACAGCUGUUUUGGGAAUGCACACGGAAGUGAAAUUCGAAGCUGCCAAUAAUCUUACUUUUUAACACAUAUUUCUUUAUUUCCUUAUGUGGAAUACCUUAACUUAUAGUAAAUCAACACGUAUGUAUUAAAAAAAUAUGUUUAAAUCACCUAACUUGAGAUGGGACAAUAAAAGAACAUGAAAAUAAAAACCGUUUAAUUUUUUCUUAAUAGUUUUAAAGUGAAGUGUAUUGUAACUUGUGCACUGUGCUUCAUACAGUUAUAAAUUGGUAAUGAUUAAAAAGUAAAUAAAUCUACGAUCAUUUGAAACAUCCAGUGCUAGUGUGUUGUUCAAAAUUCUGUGCAAUAUAGUGGUCUAUUCUUUGGAUUUACCUGCUGUUUGUGGAUUGAGACCUGUGGAUAAGGUGGUGAGGUGGUUCUGCACGAGAGGCGAUGCUGGGCGGGGCGGCGGGGGGCGCCCGCUCCCGCCCGCCCUCUGACCUGCACCAAGGUGUGGCCCGAUUUCCGCUGUACUCAUUAUUUCCGACACAGCCAGGCAGUCGUCCAACUAUACACAAAGUGACUGAGAGUUUGCUGUCGACGUCACUAUCGAGUUUCGGUGUGCAAACUCCACCACCGAACUCUCCGUACUCACCGCUGCAGGUUGAGUUGCUCAACUGCUCCCAGCGAGUACUCCUCACUGACAAAGAUCCCAACAAAAUGGAUGAGGCUAAACUGGGGAAACCAUGUCUGCCUGACACGCUCUGUUGUCCUGGUGACCGGCAGCUCCUCGACGGGCUGACCGUCAUGCAGCCGCUCACCAUAAAGACGGAGCAGGCGAAACGCUCGUGCAAUACAUGCUUGACGAAUUCUCCUAAAAAAGUUAUUCACACGGACGGCGGAUGUAGCCGGACGAACCCAGUAACGUGGCUGGGGGUCACAGGUCAGAACGUGGUCCAGGUCAAACGAGAGCCUCAACACGUCCACGUCUCCGAAUUGGUCGCUGUGAAAUUAGAACAGGCCUCGCCGGGCAACAAGCCCGACCACACGCCUUCUAUACCCGCAUCGCUGAACAAUGGUUCCAUUCCCGUUGGCAUUGCGGUUGCCCGACAGCGAGUCGGCGAUGCGGGCCUACUCGCGGCGCUGUCUCAGAAAGACGCCCAACAAAGAAUGCACGAUAUUGACGCAGCGCAGGCGGCCAUGACGGUGGGCGUGGCCAACGUACUCUGCGACGACCGCGCCGCCCCCCUGGCGUGGCCUACGGCCCCCGCUGCCGCCCCGCCCGCACCUCUCUGGCAGUACCCGACCGCUCAAAUGUCCAUGGAGAGCAUGAUGGUGGGUGGCAUGGGAGUCGGCGGCGUGGGCCCUGUCGGCGGUGGGGUCUCGUCUGUCGGCGGCUAUCAGCUGGUCCGCGAGCCCACCACCGGCACUUUGCUUCUGCUACCAGCUCCGCCGGAUCUACCUCACACCGUAGUCUGGGGCGGUGUUCCCUACCCGUCCGCCCCACUCCUCUUACCCCCAGCACCGCACCCCUCUCAUCUGCAACUGUUGCCCGGCGACCUCCUCGCCUCAACCGCAACCUUGCAGCACACCCAUACGCAUUCAACCAGAUUAGUAACUCUAGCACCCGCGCCUGCCCCUCAACCACAUCCGACUCAUACAGCUGAUAAAAGAAAAAUAAUUCAACCUCUUCUAACUCCUCACGCCCUAAUAAAAAUAGAACCAGAACCGCCACAGGAGAAACCGCAACCCCAAUUUGCCCCAGAACCAGUGCAACAACCGAUUCUUACAACAACACAUCUAUAUUAUCAACCGGAUUACUCGGAACAAGCAUGCAGAAGUCAGGCAACAUCUCCGGCUGCACCACCAACUCCACCGCCAGAAGUUCCCGAGGCGCCAGCCCAUAAAGAUGCCUCUAACCAAACAGAUCAUAUUGACGACGAAGAUGACUCACCAAAUCACGCAGACGAGGAUGAAAGAGAUGUCGCGUGUGUUGGUGUUGCUCAUUUUCCAGAGGAAUCUACUAUGGUACAAAGUACGACAGCAUUAUUGCAGGCUCCACCUAUUGAUAGUGCUGAAGAAUCGUCUUCAGAAGGUCUUGCAACUUCGGCUAUGGUUGGUGCUGUAGAAAAAGCUAUAGAUGCAAUAGAAAGAGAUGAAGCACUUGCAGAUAACUCCAGUAGCGGUGGGUCUCAUGAUUUAGUGAUCGAUACUGCAAGUACAUCGCCAAUGUCCCAUGCAAUACCACAACCGCAAACAACGCGACCAUUGGUAGACGUUAGUGGACUGGAACUUCUUUCAAAUAGCAUAGAACAAUUUGAAAGAACUACACCUGGUAACAGUAUGCCGAUUUUGGAUACAGCAAUGCCUUUAACAGUUGACACGAGGAGUACUUCAAAGCUAAACAUAAUGAUAAAGUCUUCACCAAAAUCUCCACCUCGUACUGCAGAAGCUGAAUCCAGUAGAAGAUUUGACUUCCCAACAGUUGAACCAAGUACUAGUGAGAGAGCCAAACCUUCUCUUGAUGGAUUGGGUUUAUUAUGUGCAUUAGCGGAACAGAGAUUUAUGGAGGAAGUAGUGGAAAAGCCUCCAACAUCUUUGCCUAUGUCUUCCCAGUCGUUUAUUAAAAGCGAACCUUUGCUCAGUCCCACUGAUAGAGAAAUGUCAGCUGAAUCGUCUAAAAAAGAAAGACACAGGCAAAAGGAUGGCGACUCUUCAAGUGAAAGAAGAAGAAAAAGAAGCCGCGAUAGAGAAGAGAGAUUUAGACAUAAAUUGGAAAAAAUUCGGCGCCACAAACGUGAAAAAGAACAAGAUGAUGCGAGGAGUAGCGGUGGUGUGUUGGAAGCCAGUUUGCGGCGAGUUACUGCAUGUUCUUGUGGAGCACUGAACUGUAUGCAUACAUCAAAUAUCCCUUCGGCUCAUGCUCUUGUCAAUGCAAUGGAAAAAGAUAUGCGGGAACGGAUCCAAGACUUGCAGCGUAAAUAUGAUGAGACGAGAGCCCAGUUAAAAGCUUUAACUCCGCCAUUACCUGCACUAUCAACACCUUCUACGCCGUCUACUCCUGCGCUAUCUCCAGAUUCAGAUAGAGGUUCUUCAAAAAAGCGUAAAGUUGGGAGACCGCGUAAAGUUUCCAGUCCAGAUUCUACUGAAACCAUUGUGGCCAAGAAACCGAAAUCAAAGAGCAGUCUCGUUGGCUAUUUGUUAGCUAAAGGCAAACUUAAAGGCGGUAUAUUGUGUUCGAGAGGAGAACCAUCACGAGAAGAAAGCACUAAUCGUACCAGUAAGGUGCGUCCGAAAUUGAAAGCAGAACCAAUUUUGAAAAUGCAUUCAGAGGAGGAAGAAACCGAAUGGGGCCUUAAUAGAUCUGCUAGUUCUUCUAUGGAGAGUUUAAAUGAGGUGCGCCAAAAGAACCGAGAAAAAGUAGAUCGGUUAGUGCGGAAACAUUCGAGAGAUGAUUUACCUGAACUUGAAUUUUCUAUUCGGAGGGCGAGUGGAUCAAGUGAAAGUGAUAAGGAAAGGCGUCGUGCAAAGAAGAGGCGAAAGAGUGUAAAGCCCAAAGAUCGGACUAAUGACGCAGUAAAAGAGCCCACACCACAACCAGCUCAACAAACAAUCUCGAAGUGUACUUUGACAGAAGACAAACUGGACUCUUCACCUCGGGUACUAACAGCCAUGGGAGGCUUAUUCUAUGCUGGAAAGCUGAGCGCAGUGCAGGCUCCAGAUGUAUACGCUAUUACUUUAGAUGGAGAGCGAGGCAACAAACCUCAUAUAUUAUCUAGAGAAGAGACUUUAAGGGAUGCUAUUUUGGAAGUUAAUCCAGUAUCAGUGUCAGAAUUACCGUCUGGUACAAGAGUGUGUGCAUACUGGUCGCAGCAGUAUCGUUGUCUGUACCCUGGCACUGUAGCCGUGUCAUCUCCAGAUCCACACGAUGAUAAAUUUGUGGCUGUAGAAUUUGAUGAUGGCGACUCUGGUAGAAUAGCCAUUGAAGAUAUAAGAUUUUUGGAGCCCAAUUACCCAGUAGUCGAAUAUGAAAAUCCUCUAUUUACUCUUGGAAAACGAAGACGAAAUACCAGUGUCAGUACAGAAGAUAAAAAAGCAGGCGCUUCUACUAGUACUGAAACAAAGCCAUCCACAACUGAUGCGGCACAGAAAGAAAAAGAGAGUGAAGACAGACAUAGAGAUCGAAAGAAGUUAAAGAAACACCGCAAAGAGAAAUUGAAACGUCAUUCCAGCGAAGAAGAUCCGAAUUCAGAUUAUAUUAAGAAAAGAAAGAAGAAACACAAAUGUUGCGAAGAACACUGCAAACAUCGAAGACAUCAUAAGAAACAUCACAGAAAACACAGGAAGAGACAUCAUUCAAGCUGCAAGGAGCAGUCGAGUUCAUCAGGUGAUGAUCAUCAAAGGCAUAAAUCGUCAUCUGAUUACAUAGACUCAAACAAAUCAAAUGAAGAUUCCGUUGAUUCCAACGAUAGAUUAUCGACGUUGAUAGCUGUUGAGAAAUCUCCGAAUGAUAAAAUGAAGACUGUUAUUAAAAAGGCAGUGCUGUCCAAGAAAGCAUUGGUAAAGAAUGCAAUUUUAGAUUUCAGCAAUUUGGGAAAUAUUGCAUUAAAGAAAGACGGCGAAUCUAAAGAUAAUCUGAAAGACAGUGGGAUAGGUUUGGAGGAAGAAACUCCAUCGACAUCAAACUUUGAUGGGAAGAAGAAAACAAAGCGUCGCACCGUGUCAUCAACGUCAUCGGAUGGCGGCGCGGGCGGUGGUGGUGGAGUCAGCAAGAUGGCGGCCUUCCUGCCCGGCGGGGCUCUCUGGCGCUGGCUGGGCGCCGCGUACCGCCGCACGGCGCGGCCUCGCCACCGCAAGCUGUUUUACCGCGCGAUACAACGCGGAGAGGAGACUCUACAUGUGGGAGAUGCAGCAGUAUUUUUGUCGACUGGUCGGCCGGACCGACCAUAUAUUGGGCGGAUAGUAGCGUUAUGGGAGGCACGUGGCGCUAUGGCCGUACGAGUCAAGUGGUUCUACCACCCUGAGGAGACCAUCGGCUGUCCUGAACCGUUGCAUUAUCCGGGAGGCCUGUUUGAAUCCCCACAUACUGAUGAGAAUGACGUCCAAACAAUCUCACAUAAAUGCGAAGUGUUGCCGCUCGCGCAGUACAAGGAGCGCAUGGGCGACGACCCGGUCAAAUACAGCACUGUUUAUGACAACAACGACGUGUACUACCUGGCCGGACACUACGACCCCACGCCGCAAACUCUACGCCUCGAACCCGAUAUACCUUUCGCCAGCAAAACUCCCUAACUGUUAUGAUGUCCUGGUACAAUCGCUGCUAAAAUGAUGACAAUUUUCUUUUACAGUCCAAACCAAACGGCCAUGGUGUUCGUCAAAAUGAAA
Achroia grisella is the source of this 5672-nucleotide messenger RNA. RefSeq names its product protein winged eye (gene wge). The record is from RefSeq and is a predicted model, not a curated record. The transcript has 14 exons. NCBI's taxonomy places the organism in Eukaryota, Metazoa, Arthropoda, Insecta, Lepidoptera, Pyralidae. Gene Ontology annotation, molecular function: chromatin binding. Bases 741 to 5579 code for a protein of 1612 amino acids.